UAGAAAAAUUCUUUAAUUCUUCAUCUUUCUCGAAUUCCUUGCUCAUCAAGCUUCCUCUUCGAUCUUCCUGUUAGACUCGUCGUGCUUGCGAAUUCCUCCUUUGGUUUCCUUUGCAAUCGUUCUUUAUAAUCCUAACCUCUAUAUGUCUACCAAAAGAGUAGAUAUGGGUUCUAAAGAUUAUAUUAGCAAUCUACCAGAUGAGAUUCUAGGCAAAAUCUUGUCAUUGCUUUGGACAAAUCGUGCUGCUUGCACAUCGGUUCUGUCAAAGAGGUGGAGGAAUCUGCUUGCGCUUGUAGACAACCUUGAUUUGAAUGACGCAAGUGGUGAUCAUCGAUACUUCUGUGAUUUCGUGGACAGAACACUUGCUCUCUUAAGCAAUUUUACCACCGUCAAGAGAUUCUCCCUGAAUUGUGACUUUAAGCAUGCCUCUUCUCGGGUGCGGAGUUGGAUUCACACUGUCCUUGAGCGCGGCUUCUUGAAACUUCACUUGGAGACCGCACGUAUGCAUCGUAUAGACACUGAGGUCUUCACGAGCAACACACUGGUUGACCUCACAAUAUGCGGUCGGUUUUAUGCUGAGGGUCGUCUUCCUCCUGGGGGAGUGUUUUUCCCAGCGCUUAAAUCACUUUCUCUAGUUUCAGUGAAGUUCAAAAAUGCUGAGAUGUAUCAGGAUUUCAUCUCUGGCUGCCCUGUGCUUGAGGAAUUAUUCCUACAUUAUGAUAAUGACACCAGACGCCUCGCUUGGAAUGGGCUCGUAUCGAGUCCUUCAAUCAAACGACUGAACAUCUAUCACAAUCUUCCCGAGUUACGUUUUGGUUGCUUGCAGACACCCAGCCUUGUGUAUCUUGACUAUUCUAAUUAUGUCUUGAAAAAGUAUGCGGUUGAUUUGGGUUCCCUUGAAGAAGCUAGACUCAAUAUCCGAUCUUGGGAGAGAGUUAUAGAUGAAAAUGAGGGUGAGAGCUAUGAGGAGGAAGACGAAAUUUUUGGUGAUGUUACGGAUCUGGUUAAAGGGAUAAGCAAUGUUAAAACCCUUCAUUUAUAUUCUGAUUCUCUUGAGGUGUUUCACUUGUGCUGUGAUACAAUGCCGGUGUUUCACAACCUCGUUACUUUAUCUUUUGAGAGUGACAAAGAAAUAGGCUGGCAAGUGGUGCCACUUCUCCUCAACAAAUCUCCAAACCUAGAAACUCUAAUCAUCAAGGGUCUUUUGCACCAAGUAACAGAUAUGUGUGGGAAUGCCUGUCCUUGCAUUCCUAAGAGGAGGAAGAAGAAUAAGAAGAAGAAGAAGGAGGAGAAAGAAUGCUGUUUAUCGACAUGUCAAGUGAAAGUGCUAAAUAUUUCAGGGUAUCGAGGUACUUGUAGAGAGCUGAAACAGAUGAGGCAUUUCUUGGGAAAUUUGAGAUGUCUUGAAACUGUCAAGGUUGGUGUUACAUUGAAACGCAGAGAAGAUAACAAUGGUAUCACCAAUGAUGUUAUGGAGCUUCCUAGAGUUUCAUCAAACUGUCAGAUCCAAUUCUUUUGAUUUUUCUCUUGAAACCUGAAUCAUUAACAUGCCAAAACAAUAUUUUGGAAGAUACACUUUUUUCCUCUGCUAGGAUAAUCAAUAAUUUGCUAUUUA
Molecule: messenger RNA, 1615 nt
Organism: Arabidopsis lyrata subsp. lyrata
Lineage: Eukaryota; Viridiplantae; Streptophyta; Magnoliopsida; Brassicales; Brassicaceae
Product: F-box/LRR-repeat protein At2g29930-like
Exons: 4
Coding region: 143-1519 (458 amino acids)
Molecular function (GO): protein binding
Source: RefSeq, a predicted model, not a curated record